UCGCUCCUUUCCAAUUCGCAAACAAAGGGUUAAGUUUUUGCAAGACGGGGGUCGACCGGCCCCGUGCCAUUGACAUCCUCGUAAAUGGGAGACUUUGUUGAUAGGUAAAGCCAGCAAGGGGCCUAUAAAAAAGACGAGAAGAGAAGGGGACAGAAGAGGAGAAUUUGUAAGUUCUGAGUUCUGAAAUCUGAAUUGUCAGUCCUUCAUCAAUGGCUGCCAAGCAAAACCAAGAAAACCUCCCUGUUGUCCUUGUCUAUCGUCGCCCGCAAUUCAACCUUCCACACAGAAACCGCCUAUCUCGUCACUUCAUCCUCCUCGACCCGGCUGAUUCACAAGAACCCACUAGCUCUUUCCUGUCCACCUAUGCUCAAUCAGUUAGAGCCCUCCUCUGCGUGGGCUACUCCACCAUAACCUCUGAAACUCUCAGUCUCCUCCCUUCCUUGGAGCUCAUAGUAGCGUGUAGUGCUGGCGUUGACCACAUCGACCUGCAGGAGUGUCAUCGCCGUGGUAUUGCGAUCACCAACGCCAGUGUGGCAUUCGCGGAGGAUGUCGCUGACCUAGCGGUGGGGUUGCUGAUUGAUGUUUUACGCAAAAUAUCAGGAGCUGACAGAUUUGUUCGUGGUGGGUUGUGGCCUGUGAUGGGAGAUUAUCCCCUUGGUUCCAAGUUAGGAGGGAAACGAGUUGGGAUAGUUGGGUUUGGAAGUAUCGGUUCUGAAGUUGCAAAAAGGCUUGUGGCUUUUGGUUGCAGCAUUGCCUACAAUUCAAGGAGGAGGAAGCCAUCUGUUCCAUUCCCUUACCAUGCCAAUGUUCGCGGCCUUGCUGCAGAUAGUGACAUUCUCAUUCUUUGUUGCGCAUUAACAGAAGAAACACACCAUAUGAUUAAUGAAGGAGUGAUGACAAGCUUGGGAAAAGAAGGGGUGAUCAUUAAUGUUGGACGUGGGUCUCUGAUUGAUGAGAAGGAACUAGUGCAGUUUUUGGUGCAAGGAAAGAUUGGUGGGGCAGGUCUUGAUGUGUUUGAGAAUGAGCCUGAUGUGCCAAAGGAGCUGUUUUCUCUGGAUAAUGUUGUGUUAUCUCCACACCGUGCCGUCUUCACUCCAGAAUCCUUGGAGGCAUUGAUAGAUCUAACUUCUGCCAACCUGAAGGCGUUCUUUUCAAAUAAACCUCUGAAGUCACUUGUUGAAAUUGAGUUAUAACUUUCCCCUCUCCCACUAAGUUAAUCAAAAUUGAACUGUUUCUAAAA
Molecule: messenger RNA, 1240 nt
Organism: Hevea brasiliensis (rubber tree)
Lineage: Eukaryota; Viridiplantae; Streptophyta; Magnoliopsida; Malpighiales; Euphorbiaceae
Product: glyoxylate/hydroxypyruvate reductase HPR3
Exons: 2
Coding region: 210-1193 (327 amino acids)
Cellular component (GO): cytosol
Molecular function (GO): NAD binding; hydroxypyruvate reductase [NAD(P)H] activity; glyoxylate reductase (NADPH) activity
Source: RefSeq, a predicted model, not a curated record